This is a messenger RNA of Ricinus communis (castor bean), 1127 nucleotides long. RefSeq lists its product as uncharacterized. Lineage: Eukaryota; Viridiplantae; Streptophyta; Magnoliopsida; Malpighiales; Euphorbiaceae. The record is from RefSeq and is a predicted model, not a curated record. Bases 441 to 935 code for a protein of 164 amino acids. The transcript has a single exon.
UUCUGUCAUUGUCGUAGGUCUUGUUUUCUGAAUAUUGAUGUUGAUCUUUAUGAAAUUAAAAGUUUAUUUCAAAAAAAAAAGAAUGAUAAACUUACUAGAGCUCCUAUGAGGUUUAAUAAUAAUAAUAAGUCUAUAAUCAAGAGAUGUUAAUUUCACAUUAAUUAUGAUUUAAUUUUAUGAUAAGCACGUUUCGAAAAUUAUUUUCUAAAUAUAUAAGUGAAUAUAAAAAAAUACGUUUAAAACAAAACAAAAUGGCCAUUGACUGGUGGAAAUGGUUACUCUAAUAAAAAAUAUAUGUUUGACCUUAAAUUAGCAAAAAUGAGCAAAUAGCAAAGAAGCCUACUGGAGAGUUAAGCAAUUCGGUGUUUCAUCCUUCUAUAUAUAUUGAAAGCAACGAUAUUAGUCAGUAUGGACCACACAGAUCCGAUAUUGGCACUUCAAUGGCUGAUUCAAGUCGCAUUUCCCUCCCCCACUCACCCAGAACUUUCUUCUCUAAUAGACAGCAGCUAUCUUUCAACAUCACUUACAACAUUCAGAACGGCCAACAACAGCUGAUUACCUCAACUUCUCUACAUGCCAUUCUUGCUUUCAUUGUUCCGGUGCUUCUUAAUUUUAUUGAGAUAAAAUGUCAAGGGUCGAGCAAAUCUCCCUUCGAGACGCACCCUGUCACUACCCAAUUUGCUAUUGCUAGUUUACUUGCAUAUUGCAUUGCGUAUGGCGUUGAGUUGGCAUUUCCUUCUCGUCUUUGUCAAGCGAUUAUGAGGAUAAUUGGUUCCUGUUCUCUAGCUUCACUGGCAUCACUUCUGUUGCCAGACGCAGCGCGGCCUGUGCCAUACGUUCUAUACACUUUGCCGGUGAUGGGGAAAUUGAAUGGCGUAGCAACAAAGCUAUGCCGCUGGAUUCACCAGCGGUUCUUACUAAAGGACAACUUUUAGUUUUUGGGCGACAAAGAUGAGAAGAACUUCCCUCUUGCCACUUACCAUUGUAGAUGCACGGUUUUCGCCCACUCGUUGAGGAAAAAUUCGAGCAUGCACGCAGCACCCAUCUGUAUAAGAUUAUGAACUAUUCAUUAUAUGUUAUUAACUUGUAAAAAUAUUCAUCAAACGAUACAAUUAUAUUAAUUAUUA